ACGUAAAAUUUUCAUGCUUUUCCGUUUUUACAGUAUUCGUGGCCGCAUAUGUAACUCACACAGAUCACGAAUACCGUAAGAACGAUAACGUAAGGAAGACGUUUUUACGUCUUACGGCCCAUCACUAGAUAAAGAUGGUCAUUUUAUUCACACAUUCCUCUCUUUAUAUAUCUAUCGUUGUCAAGAUAUUUCUCUCUUUUCCUUUCUUCACAUAUACUUACCACAGUUUAUUUAUCAGAUAUUUAUUCAUUCAUCCUAUUUGACCAAUCUAUAUUAUGGUUAAAGAGAAAACAGUGAAACACAAGAUCGCCUAAAAGUUUGUCUGCCAUUUUAUCUUGCAAGGUUUAGACAAACCAGACAGUUUUUCCGAAGCCCAAGGACUCCCCUUUCUUUAGGUGUGGCACUAUUGUAAACACACGAAACAUAGGUUAUCGAUUAUGCUCAAUCUCGUGGCAGUGUUAGUUUUCAGAACAAAAUGCAAGAACCGAGUGAAAACCUAUACUAAGCGAUAUAACCCAUUUUUGAUUAUUUUCAUCAAAAUUUAAAAAAUUCAUAACUGAGUCAAAAACCAUUCAAACUACUUCAGAAUUUCGGCAAACCCUCCAUUUUAUCUGCAGUUCAAUAAGUUCGCAAUAAUGCUCAAUAAAUGUUAAAAAAUCCAACAGAAAAUGCUUUGAUUUUUAGAAAGGUUUCCUAGAUCGCUGCCAUAUUUUGGCGAUCGCAGUAACUCUACAAAAAACGAAAUAUUUUUACACUACGUCAUAUUCAUCCUACUUAUUCAUUUUUUCUCAUUUUACGUCGCAAUUUGUAUGAAUAUCAGUAACGAGAAAGUAAAGCAUCUGUUUAUGUCUUCUAUUUAAAUAAUGAAAUUUUACAUUAUAUAAGCCAAUCUUUGUUCGUCUCUUGUUGUUUUUUCUUUCUACGCUUACACUGAUACAUAGAGAGACCAAUAAACUUGGUGUUACCUUUUUGUCAUAUAAUAAUUUUUCAUUGGUUAAUUUAUUAUAUGUUAGUACUCAUUUGUCCGUUAAACAUAUCACAUUUGUUUGCACUCAAAGCUUUUGUACCCUUUAAGGAGAAAAACAGCGACUUUUAUACCUGUCAGUUAUCUAAUGAAGUGAACAGUAUUUUGCCUAACUCUCUCUGCCCGUGGAUUUUAAAACACAAAAUGACUUCUACUCUAGUGAAUAUACUUGAUAGGAGUAUGAUUACCUGACGAGUACUUGGCAGGUGACGAGCUAAAUUAAUUUCAAGUAAAUUUACUUGGAAAAAUCCACAAGUAUUAUCCUCAUUAUUUAACUCAAGUACGUGGCUCAAGUACAUUCACCAGGGUGUUCACCUCUAUAAUACAAUAUUGAAUAUCGUGAGCAUAUGAGUUUCGUUUUCACUUUCUUGUGUGUUGAACCGAAACCACAACAUUGAAAAUCUUAGAACAGAUACUUAUUAAAAAUAAUUCACGAUCAAAUGCCAUUCGAGUUAAUUUUACAUCAUUACAAGAAGUACUGUCAAUGUUAUAUGAUACUUUAUAAUAAUGUGGAGAUGUUAUAUCAAUUUUGAUCGAUUCGUAGUCGUAUUAAACCUUUGUGUUAAACUGAAGUGUUUUUAUCCUUUAAAGUUUCGAUGCAUCAAAGAAAAGCUAAAAUAUGUGCUAUGUAGGUAGUGAUUACUUAAGAAAAAAACACUUUCUCUCCGAUGCCAUUGACCAUGUGAGAAAAAGAAAAAAUCGUACAGAUUUUUUUGAUUUUUUUAUGUUUGAAUAGAAUAUUCGAUUCUAUCAGUUUUAUUUUGAUAAAUAUUUUGUAUCCUUCAAUUUAGAAAGUGAGUUAUUCUUUUUUCAAAAACAAGAAAUCAAGUGACGAUAAGAAUGAAUGGUUUAUUAUUUGUAAUUGUGUUGUCUGCUAUAAGUGUAAAAGCGAUUAUCGGUUGCUCAUGUGCUUUUCAACAUUAUGCUAAUGAACAAGAGGAACAAGCUGCUUUCGUUCGUGACUUUAAUACAACACCGUAUGUAUUUAUUGGUACCGUUACCAGUGUAACACAAAAACCUUUAGUUCAAACACCUGGCGUAAUAAGUUUCAAUAUGAAUCCAAAAAUAGUUCAUUUUAAAAUUGAACAAAAUUUUAAAAAGAAUCAGCAAGAUUUGAAAGAAAUUACUGUUAAAACAGCAUCGCAAGAUUCUAUGUGUGGGGUGGGUGCUAGUGUCGGGGAAAGAAUGCAAGUGUGGGCAUAUGGAACUGGUGAUACAAUUAGUAUAAGCCUUUGUACAAGAACUACAAGAUGGGCUGAUCAAGAUAUCAACAGACUUCAAAAUUUACUGAAUGGUACAUCAUAA
Messenger RNA from Didymodactylos carnosus, 2329 nucleotides. The record is from the annotation of a GenBank genome assembly. Lineage: Eukaryota; Metazoa; Rotifera; Eurotatoria; Philodinida; Philodinidae.